Messenger RNA from Phytophthora sojae, 1461 nucleotides. RefSeq lists its product as hypothetical. The record is from RefSeq and is a predicted model, not a curated record. The transcript has 4 exons. Lineage: Eukaryota; Oomycota; Peronosporomycetes; Peronosporales; Peronosporaceae. Bases 1 to 1461 code for a protein of 486 amino acids.
AUGAGCGAGCCGGAAGAGCGAGCUGCGCGUAAAGCGCCGCCCUCGCUGUUGAAGACGCUGCUGGCCAAAGGACAGAGCGCCAAGGACGCGCUGACGCACGACGGGAACAACGCCUCCAUCAUUUUAGAUGACAAGACGUCGCGCGAAACGCCGUGGACGCCCAAGAGCUUGGGGCGAGCCAAGACUGCCAUCAUCUACAAACAAACGCUGAAUGACACGCUGUUGGUGCUGGAGCGCAAUAUGUUUUUCAUCAGCGGAUGGGUGCCGUACUUCGUUUCCCUGCAGGAAGACAGCAUCCUCAUGUUCACUAGUCGCGAGAGGUGGGAGCAAGGGCUGAAACCCGACAAGAUUAUUGAGCUGCACCACAUGAUGCUGCUCGGUGACAUGAAGGUUGACGUAGUCGACAAAUACUCAUCGCUCCACGACGAAAGCGGCAGCUUGCGAUUAUUUCGACGCAAACUGUUGGAAACAGACGAGCUCGAUGAGUGGCUGAACGAAGAACUGCGUCAAAGCUUGGUGGUCUCGUCGGGUAGCACAAUCGAUACGCUCGCUGCGAACAACCCGAAUGCGAGCACGCACAGCAUCUUAGAGUUCGGUUCCUACAGCCAGAAUACGUUCGAGUUGUGGACAAAAGCGAUUCGCCACAUUCUUACAAUCAAGCGCGAAGAGCAUGCUAGCGGUUCUCGCAGCAAUCAACCCAAGGAAAACGAAGCGGAAAAGCAGUCGGGUGGCGAAUCGACAUCUACAGCAACAUCGACUAAAAGCUGGGUGUCCCCAGGGCAAGAUUCCAAGGUGACUCUUCUUCAAAGUGAACUCUGGUGCCACCGCGUUCUUUCAGGUGAAAAGGAAAAAGCAGAGUCGGAGAUGCGACGAAUAGUGGCAAUGGAGAAGCUCGUGGCUCAAGUUACCCACCCGCAAAUGGCGCUACUGGUGUAUGAGAAGGUGAGCCGCGUGCACGAGCUAUUCUCCGCCAACUGCAGGCGGGAGAUUGAACUACUCGACCGAAGGGAAACCCCAAUGUCGGCAGAGGUGCUCAACUUCUUCGCAGAUCAUCUGAAAAGGAAGUACUCUGUCUUUCUGAUCCUUGCACUAGCCUACGGGGUUCAAGAGGAAGAGAUUCGAGAAGCUCAUGAGCGGAUGUGUUUAGAGAACGCUGCUGUGAAUGCUGGCGUUGGUGGAGGGAGUGGAGAGCAGCAGCGGACUGUCGCGUCCUAUGGGUUUGAAGACCCGGAGAGUAUCGAGCUAUACGAAAAAUACCGUGAUGCUGCUCUCAAUUACCACAAAAUGAACUACGGGGACACAGCUGCAGCGGAGGAGGAAGAUGCCAUCAUGCACCUGCCAGUCAUGCUGCAAGUCGCUGUCGUUCGACAGGUUUUCGAAGAGUCAAGCGCAAUGCUCUCCAUUCUGAACACUGUCAAGGCUCGUCUAAUGGAGCACUGCGCCCAAGAGAAUGAUUCCUAG